This is a messenger RNA of Scatophagus argus, 881 nucleotides long. RefSeq names its product nectin-1-like. The transcript has 3 exons. The record is from RefSeq and is a predicted model, not a curated record. Gene Ontology annotation, biological process: heterophilic cell-cell adhesion; homophilic cell-cell adhesion. Gene Ontology annotation, cellular component: adherens junction. The coding region runs from base 98 to 859 and encodes 253 amino acids. Lineage: Eukaryota; Metazoa; Chordata; Actinopteri; Scatophagidae.
AUCCUCCCCUCCCACGUGUGCCUCGUGACGUGGCGACUCAGCUCCGCACACACGAGAUGGAAGAAGUCCUUUGUCGGGUUUUUAUCUCUGAACAUGGAUGCCGUGUAGCUCCACGAUGCUUUUACUGAUGUUAGUGUUAAACCUGAGCACAGCUGAAGCUCUACAGGUGAUUGGAGGAAACAUCACCGUGGGACAAGGAGGGACUGCUGUCUUACCGUGCGAAGUCAUUGACACCACGGAGACGGUUACUCAGAUUUCAUGGCAGAGAAAAACCAGGAAAAAAACUGAGAAUGAAAACUUCUUCACAGUCGUGUCCACACAUGGACCAGAAGUUGUCACUGUACAAGAUAAACGUUUUACAUUUGUUGGGAGUGUUAAUGACUGCAAUGGAACACUCCAGUUUUCCAAUGUCACACUGAUGGAUGAAGGCAGCUACGCAUGUGUCUUCACUAUGUUCCCCAGUGGAAACCACAAGACAGAAGUGCCUCUAAACGUGCUUGUUCCUUCAGUCUCAAGCCUCCAGUACAAUAUUCCUGUUCUGGGCAAUGAGGAGGUUUUCCUGGUUCUGUGCACGGCUGCUGGUUCCAGGCCUCCCGCGGAGGUGAAGUGGUUGACUGGUACUCUGGAAGGAAAAGUGAGGGCAACAACCAACUCCACCAAGCAUGACAACGGUACAACUACCACAGUCAGCUCUCUGUUUGGAGUACCAACCACAGAAAUCAAUAACCACGUGGUCCAGUGUGUCGUCACCAACGCAGCCCUGUUGAAAGAAGAAACCCUUCCCUUCACCUUGCAGGUCCACUGUGGGUAUAAAAAUAAUUCCCUAUUUCAGUUACUUGUGCAGCUAAUGCGUAUGUAAUAAGCCUUGUUUCAGACUUGAA